Molecule: messenger RNA, 1977 nt
Organism: Brenthis ino (lesser marbled fritillary)
Lineage: Eukaryota; Metazoa; Arthropoda; Insecta; Lepidoptera; Nymphalidae
Source: the annotation of a GenBank genome assembly
AUGGGUCAAUGGUGGGGAAAAGAAAUCCAAAACAAUCAAAAAAUAUCGACCACAACCACGAAAACUACAGAAAAUGAUGUCCGCCCGGGUACAAGCAGCGAACUUGUUACCAAUACACUAAAUGUUGUUGAACAACAACAAGAAACGUUUGAACCGCUUCGGGACGCAUUUGCACGGAUCUCAUCUCAAAAAGAACCUACUACUGCCUCUACUGGUAAAAGCAGUGGAGAGUCUGAAAAUGAGACGUCUGAAAAAAAGUACGAUUUUUGGCAAACACAUAAACAGUUGGUUAUGGGUCAAAAAAAGAAAAAGAAAAAUAAGGAUGGUGAUGAAAUAUCACUGUAUUUAUCAAGUCCUGUAUUAUCUCUAAAAAGCAAUCCUUUAGAAGAAUGGGAAGAAAUAAAAACAGUGUUUCCACUACUGUAUAAACCAGCAAGAAUUUUUUUAGUUGUAGUUGCCACCUCCGUUCCCUGUGAACGGUUAUUUUCCAAAGCAGGGUCAAUUAUGACUAAAAAUCUCAACAGGCUUUCCACAUUAGAAUCUCAGUUAACAACAAACAUGGCAGAUUAUCACAUAAGGGAGGUGGCAGAGUCCCUCUAUAGUAGUGUCACAAGCCCACCAUAUAGAAAUAUAUCACAUUCUCAGUCAGUAAACUUAGUAGCUGAAGAUUUAGUAGCGGGACACAGGCCACAGGGUAGAAUGUCGAGGGUCCGUCGUUUCUUCUGCCUUUUCGUCACUUUUGAUAUACUGUUCACGAGUUUGAUGUGGCUUAUUUGUGUCAUGAUGAAAGGAGAAACUUUAAUACAAAUUUUCAACAGAGAAAUUAUACAUUACGAUAUAAAAGUGUCGUUAUUUGAUAUAGUAAUAGUCGCAGUGCUUCGGUUUAUUUUAUUAUUAUUAUUUUACGCCAUAUUAUAUAUAAAUAAUUGGAGUGUUAUUGCGCUCUCGACGGGAGGAACGUGUGCUUUUUUAAUAGGAAAAGUCUUCGUAUAUGACUGGCCAGACGCAUCGCAACCAGUCUACCAAGUGUUCCUAAUACUGACUUCAUUCACCCUCUCGUGGGGGGAGGCAUGGUUUCUGGACUUCAGAGUUUUACCUCAAGAGCUACAGGCGAAAUAUAUUAUGGAGUCGAUAGUUCAAAGCAGUGUAUCAGAAAGGACACCAUUACUUGGCCCCCAAAGGCCGCCACAGUCUACCCAUGGCGAGUCCACAGUGAACUGGUUCUCUCCAGUGGAUACACCCGAAUCGAGUCCACAUCCACGACGUGAUGUUAUACUUACUCAAGAUCUGAUAUCUGAAUACAAGAAUAUGGCGGAAGAGAGCAUGCAAAAUGCAUGGAAGACAAUAAAUUUGCCCAACUGGAGGCUUGAGAAGCGAGGGUCUCAGAAAGGUGACAUGGUCGAGUCCACACAGACGGAGCAGUUCGGCAAAGUUUAUAGAUUCUCUGGCGUAGUGGACUGUCCAGCUAAGUUUUUGUUUGAACAAUUUAGAGACAACAUAACAAAACUUCCCGAGUGGAACCCCACCAUAUUGAAAAGUGAAUUAAUAAAGGAAAUAGCCCCCGGGAUUGACCUGUCCUACCAAGUAACAGCAGGUGGGGGUCGCGGGAUCAUUGCCCCGCGGGAUUUCGUCAUACUCAGGCGGAUGGCACCAAUAUCCAAAGAGGGGUCAAUAGUUGAGAACGACCCCUAUUGUUACAUAACUAGCGGGGUCAGUGUCCAAGUUCCCGGGUAUCCCCCUCACAGGGAUAUGGUUAGAGGUCACAAUAAAGUGGGUUGUUGGUGUCUAACGCCAAAAUCAGUGGAGACUGCCGGUGGGAAAAUGGAAGAGAGAACUGUCUUCCAGUGGCUUAUGUGCUGUGAUUUAAAAGGUAAAAUACCACAAUUUGUGUUAGAUGCGGCAUUUGCAACAGUCAUGUUGGAUUAUAUAGUGCACGUACGAAAGUUUGCUGCUGAGAGCAAAGCCAAGGGACUAUUU